Messenger RNA from Effrenium voratum, 2217 nucleotides. The record is from the annotation of a GenBank genome assembly. NCBI's taxonomy places the organism in Eukaryota, Dinophyceae, Suessiales, Symbiodiniaceae.
GCUCAGCUUCGGUCGGCCGAUUUUGGGCGAAGAUUCGCCAUGGACUUCGACGAGCUCGAGGAGGUGGAGGGCGAUGCCAGCGCGCAGAAGUCCGCGGCUGAUGAGAAGGCCGCCGCCGAUAGGGCGGCUGCAGCGGAGAAGCUGUCAGCGGAGAGGAGGGCCAUGCUGAAGAAGGAGGAGCCACAGGCCAAUGGCGCCAACGGUGCCAGCGCCAAUGGCGCGCCGCCGGCGCCGGCGCCGGCGCCGGCAGCACCCAAGUUGCCGCUUUGGGAGGUGGUGGGCGGUGCCGACAAAGGCGGCAUUCUGGUCCGAGACGGGGAGAGCACAUCAUCAACGCAGCUGGCAGACCGACUCAGUACCGGGGCUCGGGUGGAGCAGCUCGAGCUGAAAGGCCAGCGGCUCCACUACCGCCUCAGCUCAGGCACAGGGCCAGCUGAGGGAUGGAUCAGCAUCGCCCUGUCAGGCAAAGACCUGGCGGUGCCCAUCCGCGAGCACGUGGCGGUGCUGAAGCGGGACACCGAGCCCCGGUGUGCUGCGGAGCUCCAGAAGCCGCCGGUGGGCUGGACGCCGGUGAGCAUGCCGCAGCUGCAAGAGAAGCACAUGAAGGUGGCGCCAGGCAUCAUCUACAUGAUCGAUUUUCCCUUUAAUGCCGAGCUCCUGCAGAAGAUGGGCCCCGCAUGGCUGACUAAGGCCUUCCACGCUGCAGGCUCCAUCCCCAAGGACAACAAAGUGAAGACCUUGAAGAACAUCAAGGAGUACAUCGGUGGCGGGAACUGCGCCAAGCUGAUUUUCGAUGUGGAGUACGAAGUGCCGGCCCCGGACCUCCACACGCAGCUCUUCGCGAAGAUCCCCUUCCCCUUGGCCGGGAACACUUUGUCCGACCGCAUGGCCUCCUCGGUGAUGCAGAGCGGCUCUGAGCUGGGGGAGAUCAACGCCCAGCGGCUUCUCGAGUCUCGCCUGCCCUUCAGCGUGCCCAGAUUUUAUUUCGGGGACGUCUCCAACGAGACGUCCAACUGGAUCCUCAUCACAGAGCGAAUUCCUUUUGAUCAGAAAGAUGGGGACAGAAAGGUGGACCCCGCGUACGAUAAGAUGAAGGACUGGGAGCUGAAAGGCACCAUGGAGGAGUACUACUUCCUGCUGACCAGGUACGGCGCCAUGAUGGCCGGCAUGGACAAGGCCGAGAAGUUGGCGCCCCGCUCGACCAUGGACAGCUUCUUUCCCCCCGCCUCUCUGCGGCCCAAGGAGAUGUGGGGCAUGAAAGCGGAGAGCACUGGCAUCGGCGAGAAGGAGUUCGCAAUGAAGAUCAAGAUGGGGGCAGACUUCGUGGGCACGACAGGCAAGGCGCUCUUCCCUGCCGUGUGCUCGACACCGGCGUUCCUGCAGAAGUACAAGAAGAUCCUGGCGAUUUCCAACGCCUACACUGCCGAGAUGAACUGGUGGUGCAACCGAAAUCCGGACUACAUCGCUUGGAGCCACGGCAACCUGAACGUGGACAACGUCUUCUUCUUCCGUGAUGCCGAUGGCAAGCUUGACCUGGGCGUACUCGAUUGGGGAGGUGCACGGACCGACUCGAUGGGGUGGAAGCUCUGGUGGUGGCUUUACUGCUGCGAGUAUGACUUCUUGAACGCAAACUUGGAUGCGAUGCUUGAUUGCUUCAUCAAGGAAUACGAGGCCUAUGGCGGCCCCAAGCUCGACCGAGCAGAGCUGCGGUGGCAGUUCACCCUCUCCGCGCUGCAGCAAGGUGUUGGCCUGCUGGGUGCUGUGCCCCAGAUCUACAAGAUGUGCAAGAAGACCGAAUUUGCGACCAUCACCGACCGCAAAGACCCACGGAUUGCGAAGAACAUUGAUGGCAAGAACACUCUCCGGAUCUACAUUGGAACCUUCAUCAACAUCUGCAACAUGAUCAAAGACUGGGACAUCGAGACUCAGCUCCACCACUGGGUGAAGGAAGUCUGUGCAGCUACCGGCAUUCCUGAGAAGAAGGUGACGGUAGAGUAGCUUCUUUUGCAUCUCUGACCGCGGUUCGCGCGCGCGGUUCAUAGGUUCGCAGCUCGCGGCUUCGGCCAUGGAAAGCCUGGCCUCCGCCGAUGUGCAAAGGGACACACGACUGCCGACGUGAGCCUGUCCGAGCGAAAUGCUCAGAGGAUGUUUGUCGCAUAGAUCUUUUGGACCUAUUUUCCAGCUCCAAUGCGGGCGUAUGCGGGCAAUUGCGGAAAA